UCGGAUAUAAACAUUACACAUACAUCACGAUACUCUCGCUAAGUAUUCAAUUAGAAGGAGGUGUAUAUUCAUUCUCUCUGAUCGGAUCCGCCGUCAGCCUCCGGUCACCGCCUCUGUACUCUCGCUAAGUAUUCAAUUAGAAUUUUUCCCAUUAAAAAAAUCGGAAUUUUCAUGAUUUUGUAAGCCAUUUGUUAUAAGAUCGAUAAACUUCUCUUCCCUUUCUCCGCUUCCGGUCGAUCGAUCCAUUUAGCUUGAUCAUUCAGGCGUGUAGCUGUUGUAAUGGCAGCUCCAGCUGAAACCAUAAGAUGGCUGAAGGGAAGAGUGAAAGCCGUUCCCUCUGGAGACACUUUGGUGAUAAUUGGGAGCUCCAAGGCUGAAAUUCCCCCUGAAAAAACAAUAAAUUUAGCGCAUCUAGGUGCUCCACGAUUGGCCCGUCGUGGUGGGGUGGAUGAGCCAUUUGCAUGGGAGAGCAAAGAGUUUUUAAGGAAGCUUUGUAUUGGAAAGGAAGUCACAUUCAGAGUGGAGUACACUGUGCCAGCUAUAGGGCGAGAAUUUGGCUCUGUUUUUCUCGGUGACAAGAAUGUUGCCAUGCUGGUUAUUGCUGCAGGCUGGGCCAAGAUUAGGGAUGGUCAACAGAAAGGUGAAGUUAGCUCGAGUUUACAAGUCCUGCUUGAUCUUGAAGACCAAGCAAAGCAACAAGGUCUAGGCCGUUGGAGCAGGGCACCUGGUGCUUCUGAGGCAUCGAUCAGGAAUCUUCCUCCCUCUGCCAUGGUUGAUCCUAGUAACUUAGAUGCGAUGGGUCUUUUGGCUUCAAAUAAAGGUAAGCCUAUGGAAGCAAUUGUGGAGCAGGUUCGUGAUGGAAGUACACUACGAGUAUACUUGCUUCCAGACUUUCAAUUUGUCCAAGUUUUCAUUGCGGGAAUACAGGCACCAACAAUGGGAAGAAGAGUUGCAGCAGAAAUUGUUGUUAACAAUGAUAUUACCUCUGAUGAACCAAAUGGAGAAUCAUCAAGCGAACCCCGUGCACUGACAUCAGCUCAGAGACUUGCAGCUUCAAAAGCAUCUAUAGCAGAAGUUGCCCCUGAUCCAUAUGGCAGAGAAGCAAAGCAUUUUACUGAAACCCGCAUAUUAAGCAGAGAUGUCCGAAUUGUCCUUGAGGGCGUUGACAAAUAUAGCAAUCUGAUUGGCUCAGUGUAUUAUCCUGAUGGAGAAUCGGCAAAGGACCUGGGAUUGGAGCUUGUUGAAAAUGGCUUUGCUAAAUAUGUUGAAUGGAGUGCAAACAUGCUUGAGGAUGAUGCCAAGAGGCGUUUGAAAAAUGCAGAGCUGCAAGCUAAGAAGACUCGCUUGAGGAUCUGGACAAACUAUGUACCCCCAGCAACAAAUUCCAAGGCUAUUCAUGACCAGAAUUUUGCAGGAAAGGUGGUUGAGGUUGUAAGCGGUGAUUGCAUUAUUGUAGCUGAUGAUUCUCUGUCAUUCGGAGAUCCAUCAGCUGAGCGAAGAGUCAAUCUUUCAAGUAUUAGAACACCUAAAUUGGGGAAUCCUCGUCGAGAUGAAAAACCUGCUCCCUAUGCUCGGGAAGCAAAGGAAUUUUUAAGAAAUCGCCUUAUUGGAAGACAGGUGCAUGUUUCAAUGGAGUACUCCCGGAAGGUCAGCUUGGCAGAUGGACCUGUUCCCUCUGCUAGUGCAGAUUCAAGGAUCAUGGAUUUUGGUACUGUUUUCCUUGCGUCCAAGGAUGGGGAGGAUGUGUCACCUGCUCCAUCUGCUGCAGGCAGUCAGCAGGCUGGUGUGAAUGUUGCUGAGCUUUUGGUUGGCCGUGGCUUUGCAACAGUGGUUAGACAUCGUGACUUUGAAGAACGAUCAAACUAUUAUGAUGCCCUUCUGGCUGCUGAAUCGCGUGCUAUUUCUGGGAAAAAGGGUAUGCAUUCGCCCAAGGAGCCUCCAGUGAUGCACGUAACAGACCUACUAACGGCCUCUGCAAAGAAAUCCAAGGAUUUCUUGCCUUUCCUGCAGCGCAACAGGAGGAUGCCUGCUGUUGUGGAGUAUGUCCUAAGUGGUCAUCGAUAUAAGCUGUUCAUUCCCAAGGAGACUUGCAGUAUUGCUUUCUCCUUGUCUGGUGUGAGAUGCCCGGGUCGUGAUGAGCCUUACUCCAAUGAAGCUAUUGCUUUAAUGAGGCGAAAAAUAAUGCAAAGGGACGUUGAG
Messenger RNA from Nicotiana tabacum (common tobacco), 2199 nucleotides. The record is from RefSeq and is a predicted model, not a curated record. Lineage: Eukaryota; Viridiplantae; Streptophyta; Magnoliopsida; Solanales; Solanaceae.